Molecule: messenger RNA, 710 nt
Organism: Myodes glareolus (Bank vole)
Lineage: Eukaryota; Metazoa; Chordata; Mammalia; Rodentia; Cricetidae
Source: RefSeq, a predicted model, not a curated record
UGCGGCCUGAUCGAAAGAUUCCCGGAAUGGAGACUCGCCAAGACUGCUCCAACAUUUUCAACGGGAUGCAGGAUCUGGGAGCUGAUGGGGACCAGGAACAACAGCAUGGUGGGAAUGCAAUGGUCUUGAAGGCUGGAGAGGAAAGAGGCGAGAAAGGGCUUGAGCAGAGCGGGCCCGCUCAGGGGGAGCUUGAUGGGGGCGAAGUUGCUCCGGGCGAACUUGCUGAAGGCAAGCUUGCUCAAGAAGAGCCUGCUCAGUGCAGUCUCGCUCAGGAAGCCACAGAAGAGGGAGAGAAGGGAGAAAUCCAAGAAAAAGAAAUGGGAGGAGGACAGGCUGGCGCUGGUAGUGCUGGCCCCGUGGACAACCCAGUCCAUGAGGAAGGUGGCCAUGGCGCCAGCGUGGAUCAAGAGCAGCCUCAGCAAGAGGCGGCGGCAAUGCCUGAGGGCACCCAGAGUCCCCAGACUGGGGAAAGGCUGCCUGUCAAGCGCCGCACCAGAUUCACCCUGUCUCAGCUGCAGGAUCUGGAGCGGCUUUUCCAAGAGAAUCGCCACCCCAGCUUGCGGAUGAGGAAGGAUCUUGCAAGAUGGCUGGGUGUGCCAGAAGCCGACGUGCAGGAUUGGUUUAGGAACAGGAGAGCCGUUUACCGGAGGAAUACUAGACUGCUGGUGCUGUGUGAUACAUUCCCUGGACCCGAGAACAACGAUGCCUGA